Messenger RNA from Leishmania braziliensis MHOM/BR/75/M2904, 4176 nucleotides. Its product is annotated as putative ubiquitin-protein ligase. Gene Ontology annotation, biological process: ubiquitin-dependent protein catabolic process; protein polyubiquitination. The transcript has a single exon. Bases 1 to 4176 code for a protein of 1391 amino acids. The record is from RefSeq and is a predicted model, not a curated record. Gene Ontology annotation, molecular function: ubiquitin protein ligase activity. NCBI's taxonomy places the organism in Eukaryota, Euglenozoa, Kinetoplastea, Trypanosomatida, Trypanosomatidae.
AUGAGCCAAUUUGUGUUCAACGGCACCAGUCGCAUGCGCCACAUGAAGCUGGCGCGAGACCAUCACAAGACACGGAAUAGUAUCAUCGAAGACGCACAGCGACUGCGCCUUCAGAGAGAGGAGGAGGCGCAGCGCGUACGCGCCGCCCGGCUGCUGCAACGCACAAUUCGUCAGUGGCUUGCUUGUCAGGCGAUGGUGCGUCUGGUGUUGAGUGACUUGGAUAACUUACCAUCUGAUGUGACACGGAUUCUACUGUCGACAUCUUCUGACGGUAUUUCUUCCGCUGUGGACAGGCCUGAGGCGGAGAGGCAGACAAAGCAGCUCACGGCACGUCUACACACGGCUUGCUGGUGUCUCUCGUAUGCGCGCAGUCACCAGUCGCGGAUUCCGCUGCGCCUCACUGUGUCUUCCGCAUGUGCGUCAAAUGAUGACUGCCGCGCAGAAACGCCUGUGGGUGAUGCCAGCUCAGGAGCAUCUGGGGCGACUGGCCAAGGCGCAGCCACCGCGGCCCACCCGGGUGUCGCUCUUUCCUCUACUCGUAUAUUCUCUGUGGCGUCCUUCGGAGAGUUGCGCGCGUACCAGCAGAGGGUUUUCUGGCACUACAGUGAGUGUCUUUACACAGCUCUCUGCAAGAGCAUUAACCACCGCACUGGAGGUGAGGAAAGUGCGGAGGAGGACGGCAUCGCAUUGCACGCCGAUGCCUCAGUAGAGGCAUCCGCAGAUAACCGGUCAGCCGACCCGCCGUCGCUGUCGUGGUCUUCUGUCGUUUUUUUGCCCACCAAAGAUGUAAUCGUUCUCCUCUGCGUGGUACUGCAGCAUUUUUUGCGGGCGGCGCCAUCGGCGACUGGAAGUCGCUCGCCACCGCCCAGUAGCGCAUCGUCAGUAAAGAGACUGGUGAGGUCUGUCGUAGCUGCCCUUGUCGAACACAACACUGCGUUUGCACGCACUCUCAACGAGGAGCUGGCACCGCGCAGCAGCGACGGCUGCCUUGAGAAGGUGGCGACGUCUUUUGAUCAGUGGCCGGCUGUCCACGCCUUGACUGUAGCGCUCAGCUUUCUAUGCCAGGAGGCGGUAGCGCAUUCGGUGGGUAUGCGCUCGCAGUGCAGGGAGCUACUGCAGCCGCUUGCCGCUGCGUUUCCACCUCUUUCUCAGGCUGAAGCCGGCGGGCACAGCCCACCGUCGCCGCCUAUGGGCGCCUUUGCGCGGGUGUGCUGGCAGUGUAUGUGUGCUCCCUACGCGGGAGAGGAGUCCCAAAGACUCACCUCCAACUCUUUGGCGGUACUGCUCAGUGCUGCCGAUACAGCUGCGGAGGGGUUCGAGCGAAGUGGCUGCGGUGAGGUGGACACGUGCUUUACGAUGCUUGUGGCGGAGUGCUACAGACGUACUGCUAUGGACACGGAGGUGACGGCCGACGAUGGCGCAAGUGGUCUGCGAGGUGGGGAGCUGCGUGCUCGUGUACUCGGGCGGCUUGUGCGGUUGCUGCCGCGCGUCCACAAGCUUGUGGAGACAACAUCAUCGUCUGCAGCAGCUGUGUCACCGUCGUCCGUAGCGGCCCGCACGGAUCUGGUGAAGUGGUACUUACUCAGUGUCAGUUGCCUGAGCGAGCGGCUGUGCCGCGAGGAUUUCUUUGUCGAGGGCAUUCUGGCAGAUCACUACGCCUACCACACCGGUCGGCGGCAGCAGCGACUCUUGGUAGACAGGAAGGACGAUGACGUGAGCGUAGAUGCAUCGUCACCCAGUCAAUACCGCCUGCUCACCUCGUACCUGUUCAGCGCAGAGGGUGGGCUGCAGUUGCUUCAGUUGCUCACUGAGCAGGAUGAGCGGUCUGAGAAACUGCGACUGCAGGCACCGCAGGAGCCCACUGUGGAGGCCCCCACCGACCCCGCCGCUCCACCGAUGGCGGACGGCGGCAACGAGGAGAGCGACUCGGCAGCGGCUGCAUCCAUAGCGAAUACGGCGUCCCUCAUGGAUGCCGGUGUUUCUGCUGCUGCUCAGUGGCCAUCCUCUGCUUCGAUGCAGCAGAGCCCACUGGAGAUUCUGUGCAAUGUGUUUGCGUGGCCCAUCUUUACCUUCUCGAAGCCGAUGUACAGUCGCUAUCAGCAGGAGACGCUGGCGCUGUACGCGAAGCUGGUGCGUACCCCACAGCUGUUGCGUCGCCUGUGGAGUCUGUACUGGCAGAGCUGCGAGGGGCUGCGGGCUGUACUGCCUCCCGGCGAGGUUUUGCAGAGGUUGUGCCAGCCACCGGCGUGGGGUGCGCAGGAGCGGGAGGAGCAGGCAAUUGCUGCUGGCCAGGAGUGGGGUAGACGCCGCCGCGUGCCUGCGGGUGUCCACUCGGCGCCUUCCCUCAUGCCCCUCCCGCGGCUGCCAGCGUGGGAGACGCACCCGCGCUACCCUCUCGCCUUCUACGACCCUCACGCGUCGCUCUCCAUCUUUUUCUUCACCCUACUCGCAUACUACGUAAACGUGUUCGACUUCCCCGAUGAGCUUCGCCGCGGUGGCGAGGGGGCCGUGCUGUCUACAGAGGAGUCAUGGGCGCUGGUGCUCGCGCUGAAGGAAAUUGUGCACCGGUCACACAUGUACGGCGUCGUACCGAACUCCAACAGCGAGGCUGUCGCACACGCGGCUUGUCUGUUGCUCUCCCGUCUACACACGGUUGACGAGGCGGAUCCGUUUGUGCCCGCCGCGGCCGCCGGCCUGUGGAUGUCUGUUGGUGCCGUCGCUGCCGAGGCGUCGGUGGGUUUACUGUUUCGCACUUGGGAUGCGGCAAGUGCUGCUGUGGUGAAUGAGGAGGAUACCGCAGAGGCAGAGGGGCCGGGGCUUGACGGCGCCAGCGUCGGGACCGGGGGAAGAAGCGUUGUGGGUGGCCUAGCGUCGAGCACCACCGCCGGUACCACGACCACCUCGAUCGCCCACGUGCGUCUUCCUGGCGACGACGUCACCUUUCACGGUAGUGCGCAGUGGAAGCAGCAGAUUCGGUACACAAAACUGCUCGUGCACACACCGUUCCUGUUCCCCUUUGCAGCUCGUGCACUGCUACUCUCGGCGCUGCUCGUGGAGACGGAUCAUCACUGGAUCCCGCCGAGUGAGCGGCGGGUGGUGGUGCAGCGUGGACGCACCUUCAUCGACGCCUUCAACCUUUUCCACGACAACCCGCUCAGCAACGACAUGCUCAACAUUCGCUUCAUCGCCGAUGACGGCAUGCUCGAGCCUGGCUACGGCCGCGGUGUGUACCGGGAGUGCAUUGUGUCACUCUGCAAGGAGGGGUUUGCCGCCGAGUACGGUUUGUUUCGCCAGACCCCAGACGGCUAUGUGUACCCGAACUCCUUCAGCGCCUUGGCGACGAGUGACCCGCAGCACCUUCUGAAAAUUCGCUUCUUGGGGGCAAUGGUGGGCCGUGCGCUGCGCGACGGUGUGCUGCAAGACGUGCCAUUCGCCCUUCACUUUCGCAACGCUAUCUUGGGACGCCGCAACACUCUCAGCAACCUCAAGAGAUUUGAUGCGGAGCUCUAUCACCAGCUCAUGUCCCUCACGCAGCUUAGUGAGGACGAGCUGAAGGCGGUUGGACUAACCUUUGUCUACACAGUGAACGCGCUGGGCAUCACAAGAGAGGUCGAGCUGGUGCCUGACGGGGCCCAGAUGGACGUGACCCCGCGCAACUGUCUCUUCUACGUGCAUCUCGUCGCCGACUUUAAGCUCAACCGCGAGGCCGCCGAGCAGACGUGCGCAUUUUGUUCCGGUCUUCGCUCUGUAAUUGACGCGAAUCGCCUUCGCUUGUUCGACAGUAACGAGGUGGGCAUGCUCUUCGGUGGCGAUGAAACGGGGGAGAUCGACUUGGUGGACUGGAAGGAGAACACAGUGUACGACCAGCCGGAGGAUGUGGACACACCGCAGGUGCGGUUGUUCUGGGAUGUCGUGGAGUCUCUCACCCGCGAGCAGCAGCGACAGCUGCUGAAGUUUGCGACGUCCAUGACGCGGCCUCCGAUACUCGGCUUUCGUUUCCUGGCGCCCCCCUUCAAGGUUCAGCUGCUGGCAAUGAACGCGUCCGGGCCUGAUCAUCUUCCCUCAGCGGCAACGUGUUUCUCUACCUUAAAGCUGCCGCCGUACCGUGACUAUGCGACUGCUCGAGCAAAGAUUAUCGCUGCUAUUGAGGAAACUGGCACCUUCGAGUUCAGUUGA